GCAAUGAAGGCAGGAGCCUCAUCCGUGUGGGCUUCAUGCUGUGGUCUGCUGAAUGAAGUCAUGGGUACUGGGGCCGUCAGAGGCCAGCAGCCAGGGUUCGGAGCCGGGGCUGGACCCUUCAGAUUCGCCCCCAGUGCGGGGUACUCCACAUACCCGCCCUCCAGCUCAGGGAGUCCCAACCCGGUGUGCAAGACCUGUGGCCAGGCCUUCUCAGUCUUCAGGAGGAAGUAUGUUUGUUCUGACUGUAAGAAGGGCUUCUGCUCGGUGUGCAGCGUGCUUCAGGAGAAUCUGCGCACCUGCGCCACUUGCCAUUUGCUGAAGGCCACGGCCUUUCAGCGACCGCGGCUCAUGCGCCUGCGAGUGAAGGACCUGCGCCAGUACUUGUUGCUGCACAGCAUCAACACGGAUACCUGCAGGGAGAAGGAAGACCUGGUAGAGUUGGUGCUCCGCCACCAGAGCACCGAGGAGGAGGAGGAGGAGGAAGAAGAAGAAGAAGAAGAGGAGGAAGAGGAGGAGUGUGACCCUGACACAACCAGCCUCUUCCCGCGCUCCAUGUUCACACCUACACCUUCCACCACACAGUCUGCCACAGAGCUGUCUGUUUAUGACGCCUCCCCUCCUCCUGAGGAGGAAUCGCUCAGCAGGAGCGACAGCUCCGACACCAACCAGGAUGUAGGCCUCGUCACAUCAGAGUCUCUCCUCAAUUUGGACUCCAGUGAACGAACUCCAGAGGCAAGUCCUCAAAUGCGCCGCCGGGCCAGAGGCUCCCUCUCUGACAUCUCCAGUCUGAGGGACAUUGAAGGCCUCACCGUCCGGCAGCUGAAGGAAAUCCUGGCCAGGAAUUUUGUCAACUAUUCGGGGUGCUGUGAGAAGUGGGAGCUGGUGGAGCGAGUCAGCAGGCUGUACAGAGAGACCGAGGAGAACAGGAAAUCAUUGGAAAAUGUGAGCAGGACUGUAACCACAGACGGCGAGAACUGUCCGCUGACGAUUCAGGACGACAACCUCUGCAGGAUCUGCAUGGACGCCGUGAUCGACUGCGUCCUCCUGGAGUGCGGUCACAUGGUCACCUGCACCAAAUGUGGCAAGAGGAUGAACGAGUGUCCGAUCUGCAGGCAGUACGUCGUGAGGGCCGUGCACGUCUUUAAGUCCUAACACACCGCUGCACCUGCUCCAGGCUGCGACUGUACCUUAAACUCAAUAAUGCAGCUCACAAACUUUGAAUUUCUAAAAAAACAACAACAACUUGUGAACGUUUGU
Molecule: messenger RNA, 1257 nt
Organism: Nematolebias whitei (Rio pearlfish)
Lineage: Eukaryota; Metazoa; Chordata; Actinopteri; Cyprinodontiformes; Rivulidae
Gene: rnf34a
Product: ring finger protein 34a
Exons: 7
Coding region: 4-1152 (382 amino acids)
Biological process (GO): negative regulation of extrinsic apoptotic signaling pathway via death domain receptors; protein K48-linked ubiquitination; proteasome-mediated ubiquitin-dependent protein catabolic process
Cellular component (GO): cytoplasm; plasma membrane
Molecular function (GO): ubiquitin protein ligase activity
Source: RefSeq, a predicted model, not a curated record